UGCAACAGCAGUUUCUGUGUGCAGAUCUCGCAGGAUUCUUCCUGCAUGCCUCAGAGAGAGAGAGAGAGAGAGAACGGCUGCGCUCAUGUUUACGGCUCCCUCUCACGUCCACCGGAGGCCUGGCUAGCAGAAACGGAUGAUUCUCUCUCUCUCUCUUUCGUUCUCUCGCUCCAGCAUCCCAGUGACAGCUGAGUGGCUGAGGCGUAAUUGCAGAGAAGUGAGGUCAGCGAGAGGCUUUUAUCAGAGAUUGCGCAGCGUUCAGCAACACGAGAAGAUGCACAGCGCAGACGGGCUGCCCCAAAACUCCCUCUCUCGGUGCGUCACAUUGGAAGUUUCUCUGGAAUCGUCUGGACUGAAGCGCACGUCGUGGAGGCACAAAAACUAAUACACUGCUGCCUCCUCCAGCUCUGAGGAGAUUCUGAUGCUGCAGGAGGAGGUCCGACUUCACUCCACAAUCUGAGGAUUUUACUGGGAAAGGGUCCAAGCGGAUCUCCCACGGCUUGAAGAUCCAACCAGAGUUUUGCCUUCAGUAUGUGGAUCAUGAACUCCUUGAGAAACGCAGUAUAAUGCGCAAAUGGACGCUGUCAUGGAAACUGCCUAAGUUGCCGUGUGGACUGUGGUUGCACGUCGUGCUGGUUGUCAGCCGUGUGUGCGUGUGUGAUGGCGAGAGAGUCGCUGGGCAGGCGUCUGUGACUGACUGUUCCAAACAUGAACGCCACACCAGAAACUACGACUACAUGGAAGGAGGGGACGUUCGAAUCCGACGCCUCUAUAGUCGCACACAGUGGUUUCUGAUGAUCGACGAGAACGGGAAUAUCAAUGGAACGCAGGAUCCCAACAACUGCUACAGUGUUCUGGAGAUCAGGACGGUUUCUGAGGGAGGCGUGUUGGCCAUAAAAGGACUGAAGAGCCAGUAUUACAUUUCCAUGAACCGCACCGGAAUGUUACAGGGCAAAAAAGACUACAACGACAGCUGCAACUUCAAAGAAGUGUUUUUAGAGAACUACUACACAGCGUACGCCUCGGUCAAAAAGACUAAAGACGGCAAAGAGAUGUUCAUCGCUCUGUCAAAAAACGGACGGCCGCUGAAAGGAAAGAAGACGAGGAGAGAGAGCAUCACUUCUCACUUCAUCCCUCGAAAGUGCAAGGAAGACGAGAAGAAGCUGGCGUGAAGUGAUGCAUGUCAGUAAUUCAGCUGCAAACAUUAUCAAUAAAACACACUUUCUUUCUUCGCCACUCGAGACACACGAGAAGAUGCUGGUGAAACGGCACCAGGGUUUAUAUACGAAAAGGUUUUGGACUCGUGUAAACAAACAGUUAUAAAUACUCCUGUGUGUUUUGAGAUAAAAACUAUUUUUAUAUUUUUUAGAGAGAAUAACCAGAGCGUCUAUGUUUCUGUUCACUGCACUUUCACAGCCAUUAAGAAUGAAAACGCCAAAUAAACACUGCAAUGCAUUUAUACGAACGAUGUGUGUACGACAAUAUCGCACACCACUAACAUCCAUCCUGAGGAGUUUUCCUUUUCGUUUAGUUUGAGACAUUCCGUUCUCGUUUCCAUUUCAAUGAGAAAAUCAGUUCUUUAAUUUGUUUAAUCUUUGGGUCAUUUAUUAGCUCUAAAAAUCACAUGCAAUUAACAUUCAUCUUCCUGCUCUUAUAGUGACUGUAUUCUAAGAAAUGCAAUGUUUGUCUUCACAAUCUUCCAUCGCUCAUUCAUAAACGACUUUCCUUUUCAUUAUUGAUCAACCGCCUUCAUAUAUAGACACUUUCAAUCGGAUGAAAUCAAACGCAUUAUGGUGAAAUGGGUUUGUCUGACCGUAUUUAGUUUCCACAUAAUCACUCAGUGCUCUAAUGUGAUUGUGUCCAUGUGUUGUUGUGUGUUAUUUAUGAUAUUUAUAUGUGUCGCUGGCUCUGAAAUAAUCGUCUGUAUUCUGUGCUGCAAACACUCACACAGAGAGUCAAGCAGGAGUUUAUAUUUUGCUGCUAGGAUACUAAGUGAAAUCUGAGGUUUUAUAUGAUUAUAGAUCAAUCUCAAUAAAACAUGUAUGUACCUUC
Megalobrama amblycephala (Wuchang bream) is the source of this 2052-nucleotide messenger RNA. It is a transcript of the gene fgf7, whose product is annotated as fibroblast growth factor 7. The transcript is spliced from 4 exons. Gene Ontology annotation, cellular component: cytoplasm. The record is from RefSeq and is a predicted model, not a curated record. Gene Ontology annotation, biological process: cell differentiation; regulation of cell migration; lung development. Lineage: Eukaryota; Metazoa; Chordata; Actinopteri; Cypriniformes; Xenocyprididae. Gene Ontology annotation, molecular function: type 2 fibroblast growth factor receptor binding; growth factor activity. Bases 567 to 1172 code for a protein of 201 amino acids.